This is a messenger RNA of Melampsora larici-populina 98AG31, 792 nucleotides long. RefSeq lists its product as uncharacterized. The coding region runs from base 1 to 792 and encodes 263 amino acids. Gene Ontology annotation, biological process: siderophore biosynthetic process. The transcript is spliced from 2 exons. Lineage: Eukaryota; Fungi; Basidiomycota; Pucciniomycetes; Pucciniales; Melampsoraceae. The record is from RefSeq and is a predicted model, not a curated record.
AUGCUUCAAGCACUUCAGAAUCUGAGCUCGAAUAAUACGCCUUCCGGUCCAUUCACCUUUACUCGAUCUUGGUGGUACCAAUCCUACAACCUAUAUGCAUAUGACAAGUCGGUGAAUAAUGCAAAGACAGAGCAACUUAUGACGACAGAAAAGUCUUCCUUACCGCAAAGGCCAGCUCAAAGUGCUUUACCAUCACCACCGAAUCCUAUCUACGAACGAUACAUACCUCACCUAGAUAGUUAUUUCUGUCUGUCAAUAUUUGGGAAUUCCGACCCGGAUAUCGACUUAUUGCACACCUGGUUAAAUGAUCCACGAGUAGAUCAGUUUUGGAAAGAUGCUGCUACUCGAGAGGAACAUGUGAAAUGGCUCAAAGUUAGAUACGAUGCUUCACAUAUAUUACCUGUGCUUGGUUCAUAUCGUGGUACAGCUGGUGAUAAAUCUAUAUAUGAGCCUUUUGCGUAUUAUGAAAUAUAUUGGGUUGCAGAAGAUAAGAUUGGAACAUUCUACUCAGUAAAACCAUACGAUCGAGGGAUUCAUAUGCUCGUUGGCUCCUCUGAUCAUCGAGGUCCGCAUAGAGUUAAAUCAUGGUUACCUUCUCUAGCUCAUUACAUAUUCAAUGACGAACCACGUACUGAGCGAAUAGUUUCAGAACCAGAUUGUAGAAAUUCAAAAAUGAUUAGUUACCUUGAAAGCUUUGGAUUCAAAAAAACUGCAGAGGUUGAUAUGGGACAUAAAGUUGCAGCGCUUAUGAUCCUUGAUAGAGACGAAUUCUGGGCGAAGUGUCCUCUCUGA